Molecule: messenger RNA, 1141 nt
Organism: Paramecium tetraurelia
Lineage: Eukaryota; Ciliophora; Oligohymenophorea; Peniculida; Parameciidae
Exons: 3
Source: RefSeq, a predicted model, not a curated record
AUGAGAACAGGAAUCUUGGUUUGUUUAGUAUUGAGUGUAUUGAGUGUAGAACUCAAUAUGGAAAGACACUAAGAAGAAGUGAUGAGUAAAUUAAGAGAAUCUAAAUGGGCUUCUUUUAUUUUAGAGUUUGCAGAAGUAGAAUUGGGAAGUGGAGGUGCUUUGACAGAAUUGGUUGAAGCCAUCAAUUAAUUGAUUGACUAAUUAGAAGAAGAAUUAGACGAUAUUCAUAAUGCUUAUUCUAGAAGAACAGAUGAACACAAUAGAGAUGUAACAAGAUAUGAAUAAGAAAUUUAAGAUGCUGAUAGAGACAUUUUCAAUGGUGAAGAUUUCAUCGAUAAUGUUCUCAUUCCCUAAAAGCAAAGAUUCCAAGAUGCUUUGGCUUAAUUAAAAAUAAACAUUGAAGAAAAUAGAAGAAUACUUGAUUAAGAAACAGUCAAUAGAAAGAAAUAACACGAACAAUUCUUAUCAAAUAUUGCUGAAAUCAAUGAAGCCAUCGGUGCUGUUGAUGAAUCCUUAGGACUUUUGUCUUAGAUUACUAACCCAUCUCUUGUGUAAUUCAAGAGAGUUUAAUCGAACUUGGGAAGAAUCUAAACUUCUUUCUAAAAUCACUCUUCAUUUGCUCCAAUCAUUAAAGCUUUACUUGAGUUAGCAACUGAAUAAAACUUUGCUGAUUAAGGUUCUCUCUAAUAAUUGGUCAAGAUUUUCAAUGAAUUAAGAGUUCAAUUUGUUGACACAUUAAAUCAAGAAACUGCUGAUGAAAGUGCAGCUGAAACCAAAUUCAGUGAAAGAGUAGCUUAAUUGGAAAAAGAAUUCGCUGAAUUCUAAAGAGCAGUUCUUAUUAAAAAUUCUGAAAUUGCUGCAAAUGAAUAAAAAUUAGGAGAAACCAUCGUUUAUGUCGGAUAAAGAAAGGAUGACAGAGCUACUUUGUAAGCUUAAUUACAAGCUGAAAAUGAUAACUAUGCUGCAGAAACUGAUCUCUACAAUAGAACAGUUGCUGAAUACAAUAAAGAAAUUGAAAUCAGUAAGUAAGCACUCGGCUUAUUAACAUAACCAAGCUUUGAAUAAUACGUUAAAUCCAAAGUCGGAAUUUGAUUUAAAUAACAUACCAAAAUCAAUAUAUAUAUAUAUAUUUUCAAUCUAA